AUGAUGAAAAACAUCGAAGAAGCUGAGCUCUGCUUUCCACAACUCCUCAACUCCUCCUGCAGGAAGACGAUGCAUCCUCGCUCUGUAUCUAUGCUCACUUACAUCAUACUGUCCUCCAUCUCUGUGUUCACUGUGACUCUCAACCUGCUGGUCAUCAUCUCUAUCUCCCACUUCAAGCAGCUCCACACCCCCACCAACCUCCUUCUCCUCUCUCUGGCUGUCUCGGACUUCUUCGUGGGCCUCCUCAUGUCCUUUGAGAUUGUGCUCAUAGACGGCUGCUGGUUCCUCGGUGACUUCAUGUGUGUUCUGUAUUAUGUUUUGGUCUACAUUAUCACCUCUGCCUCAAUAGGAACUAUGGUGCUCAUAUCUGCCGACCGCUAUGUGGCUAUUUGUGAUCCUCUGCAUUAUUCUACCAAAGUCACUCAGAAAACAGUUAAAGUGUGUGUUUGUGUGUGUUGGCUGUGUGCUGCUGUCUGUCACAGUCUGCUGAUGAUGGACAACCUGACACAACCGGGCAGGUAUAACUCCUGCUAUGGAGAGUGUGUGGUUGUUAUUGAUUAUGUUGCUGGACUCGCUGAUCUGUUUUUGUCUUUUUCUGGUCCUGUCACUGUCAUCACACUUCUGUAUCUGAGAGUUUUUGUGGUGGCUGUGUCUCAGGCUCGUUACAUGCGCUCUCACAUUGCAGCUGUCACAAUCCAAGGUUCAGUGAAAGUAGCUGCUAAGAAAUCUGAGAUGAAAGCAGCCAGGACUCUUGGUGUCGUUAUAGUUGUGUUUCUAAUAUGUCUCUGCCCAUAUUUUUGUGUCACACUUACAGGCCAGGACACUUUGCUCAAUGCUUCAUCUGUUGCGUUUGUAAUAUAUCUGUUCUAUUUCAACUCCUGUCUAAACCCUAUCAUCUACGCCUUUUUCUAUCCCUGGUUUAGAAAGUCAGUUAAACUCAUUGUUACACUUCAAAUACUGAAGCCUGGCUCCUGUGAGGCUAUGAUAGCAUAG
Messenger RNA from Seriola dumerili (greater amberjack), 993 nucleotides. RefSeq names its product trace amine-associated receptor 13c-like. NCBI's taxonomy places the organism in Eukaryota, Metazoa, Chordata, Actinopteri, Carangiformes, Carangidae. Gene Ontology annotation, molecular function: trace-amine receptor activity. The record is from RefSeq and is a predicted model, not a curated record. The transcript is spliced from 2 exons. Gene Ontology annotation, biological process: G protein-coupled receptor signaling pathway. Bases 1 to 993 code for a protein of 330 amino acids. Gene Ontology annotation, cellular component: membrane.